GACAAUUUCCUGAAUAUUUUCAAGACCAAUGAUGAAGGGCGAAGCAUGCGUGAACUUUUGAAUGACAACAUCGAGAAAACAGAAAAAUUCAUAAAAGACACAGGAGCAUGCUUACGUAAGCUUAGUCGUCUGGAGCAGUUAGCAGAUGAUCUGAAUCGACAUGCGGAAGCAAUCAAUGAUGUGACAAUUUUUUCACGCGAAAAUGAGGUUAUCGGCGCAUGCCGAUUCAUUAUAGCCGCGCGAGCACCGACACUCCAUCAGAAUUAG
Gongylonema pulchrum is the source of this 267-nucleotide messenger RNA. The record is from the annotation of a GenBank genome assembly. Lineage: Eukaryota; Metazoa; Nematoda; Chromadorea; Rhabditida; Gongylonematidae.